AUGGCUCAAGCUGCACCUCUGGCCGAUCGCGGCCCGACCUCUCUCGCGUCCAAGAACCCCUUCCGCAACCUUGUCUCAGAGAAUAACUCCGCCAGACAUAUCUCGACAAACCCCUUUCUCGACUCCAAUGAGAUCUCGUCCACGGACAUGGCCAAUAGGGCCGCGCCUCCAGUUGGCACUGGAAUGACAGCAAGUCGGUCCAACGCGUCUGAUAAGACUGCAGAUAUAUUUGCCACCCUCGACAUAAAUGAUCCCGCAAAGCCACCACAGCCUCACGCGAACGGCGCCCCCCCUCGACGAGAAAACAUCGCGCCUCGACCAUAUCCACCUCGGGGGCCUCCCUCACGCCAUAGGCCUAGCAAUUCGGACGAAGAGCGUCGGCGACAACAAGGAAAACCUCCUGCCCCUUCCCAGGAACUCAACAUUUUCGCAGAUCCCCCCGACGUGAAUCGUCCGCGCGAAAGACGUCCACAACCUCGACGCAACUCUGAGUCUUCUAUCAGGGAGAAACCCAGAGAUUUGGAUCCCGAAGCAGAGAGAAGGAGACGAGAAAGGAGAUUACGCGAGGGGAAAGGCUCACACAGGUCAAAGAAGCCAAAUGCGAGAUUGGAUCUCAUCGAUAAAUUGGAUGUCACCAGUAUUUACGGCACUGGCUUAUUCCAUCACGAUGGCCCAUUCGAUGCAUGCAACCCCCAUCGAAACCGCAAAGGCCUCAAGCAGGCGCCUAUGCAAGCAUUUCCCAAGGAUUCGUUGAAUAUGCAACUUGGUGGCUCCGGUCCUGUGAAUUCGAAACUUAACCUGGACCAAUAUCACGGGACCGGACGGGAGGCGAACCUUGACUAUAACGGUGCGGCAGUCUACGAAGAGGAAGCAGACUAUGUGCGAAGACCACUACCAGAGAGAAGCGCCAGCUUUAACCCGACCGCCAGGAUUGAACCGGUACAUGGCAGCGAGACGGCCGGUCUUGGGACGAGCACAUUCUUGGAAGGCGCGCCUGCCAGUCGAGCCGCGAUUCAGCGUCGUGACAGUGAGCAAGAAGCCGCAGAACAGGCCAAUGCUGCUGGGUUGUCGCGCAAAAAGAGUCUGGCACAGAGAAUCAAAGCUGUGCGCCCAAAGGUAGCUGAAGGGGGCCGAAUGACCUCGCCUGAGCCAGCAAUCACCCCCAACAGCCCCAUGGGGACUGCCAAGUCGGAACAGAACGGUGUCAAUCCGUUCUUCAAAGACUACGACAAAGAAUUCGAGAAGAAAGGCGCUCAGAUCGCCUUCGGGGAAGAACAAGCAAAGAACAUCGGUCGAGCCAGAGCACCGUCCAGCCCGAAGCGAGGUGGGCUGGCCCUCGAAAGAAGAACGACGACCGAGAGCACCGGCCCUCCGCCUGACGAUGCUAAAUCCGGCGCUGCUGGAUUCCUCAGUCGAGUCAAGAGCAUCAAAGGGGGGCGAAGCAGGCCGCGCGAGAGGAGAAACACCGAGGCCUCUACCUGA
Molecule: messenger RNA, 1482 nt
Organism: Fonsecaea erecta
Lineage: Eukaryota; Fungi; Ascomycota; Eurotiomycetes; Chaetothyriales; Herpotrichiellaceae
Exons: 4
Coding region: 1-1482 (493 amino acids)
Cellular component (GO): cytoplasm
Source: RefSeq, a predicted model, not a curated record